Molecule: messenger RNA, 934 nt
Organism: Erinaceus europaeus (western European hedgehog)
Lineage: Eukaryota; Metazoa; Chordata; Mammalia; Eulipotyphla; Erinaceidae
Gene: FXYD5
Product: FXYD domain containing ion transport regulator 5
Exons: 9
Coding region: 134-664 (176 amino acids)
Biological process (GO): regulation of sodium ion transmembrane transporter activity
Cellular component (GO): membrane
Molecular function (GO): sodium channel regulator activity
Source: RefSeq, a predicted model, not a curated record
UCCCCCUUCUUCCUCUGCUGCACCCCACACCCGGGCUGGCCCGAGCAGGGUCUGUGACGCCGGAGGGAACCGCGAGCUGCUUCUCCGCUCCGGGGUGUACUGGGGCAGCCGCUGCUACCUGAACCCCAAUUUGAUGUCUCCUUCUGGUCGCUUGUGUCUCCUCGUUGUGCUGGCUCUGAUGCUUCCCGCCACAGGACAGGACACACCCAUUCCUCCUACAGACUCAAUUACUGUGAGCGAUUAUGACAAGACUCCAGUCCUAGUCCAGACUCCAGGCACAGGCCACUUGGAAGAGCAGUCCACACCUCCAAACCCACCCCCACAGCCUGAAGAAGAAACAACUCUGAACCCAAGAGAGAGCCUGACUCUGAGCCUGACUGAAAGAGACGUGCUGCUCACUCCCACCACAGGGAAGGACACGCAGUCCACGCAAGGCACCACACCUUCCAAGAAACAAACCCCAGACAAAGAUUCCAGGAUGAACCCUGCCCCACAAGAUGGAUCAACUGGUUCAAAUGAGGAGAACCCUUUCUACUAUGAUGUGUACACGCUCCGGAAACGGGGUUUGCUGAUUGCAGCUGUGCUGUUCAUCACGGGCAUUGUCAUCCUCACCAGUGGCAAGUGCAGGCAGUUGCCUCAGUUAUGCCAGAAGAACCGUAGGUGAGCCCAUCAGAAGUGGGGGCAGAGGACCUACUGAAGCCCUGACACCCAGCCGCUACCGCCUUCCGUGCCUGCUGCCCCUUUGUCCCCCACCACUCCCUCACCUGGAAACUACAGAGUGGACAGUGAAGCCCCACUGUGGAGACAGAAGCAGAUGGAUCCCGAACUGGGUCAGAGUCCCUGACCCUGGCCUCAUGGCUGCCCAGUACCCCUGGUGCUGCCCCCCAAGUUAUUGAUGCUGCUCAGACAAAAAGUAAAACUACCGUGGUCCUUG